AUAGCUUUUGAAAAAUAUCAUUCUUGAAAUAUGAAUAAAUAAAAUAAUGGAAUGCAAAUAAAAUUAGCUACUCUCAUUAAACUUGCAUGCCUUCGACACAGCAUGACUUGGUUUGAUCAAAAAUACCAUGUCCUCCCUUUUAGCAGAUGACAAGGCUCAAUGGCAACAGUAUCUGAAUUAUCUGUUGACCCUGCUGAGAUAACCGAUAUUCUUUAUGAUAUUGUGAGCAGUUUUUUUGUAGACAUUUCUAGAAUCAAGGGAUUUAUUUCAUAGCUAUGGAGAAAGUUAAAUGUGUUUUUUCUUACUGCUUUAACAGGAAGGGUCACAUCUUUCCUCAGAACUCUGCCUCCAAACCUCCAAAGUAGCAAGUGCCUGCUCCUGACCGUUACUUUGUCCAGCCCAGGUGUGGUAGCAGGACGAGCGCAGGGAAAGGCACACACGGUGGUGCAUUCAACCACAGUCAGAUCUCAUGUUUACAACUCCCUAAUAGCUUGGUUCAUGCCCUCGGUAUGUGUUAUCAUUUGAUGUAGAAUAUGACUUUUUCAACUGAGUGUAAAUCAGACGAGAAAUUAUUAGCACACUAGUGGAACACAGACAAUAAAACAACAAGCAAUGUUUUUUUUAUUGUGGAUUCGGAAGUCAAAGACCACUGAUCAUAUUUAUUCAGUCUAAAGAGCUAUCAAGUAAUGACUUUCAGAGAUUACAUACAAGAUAAUCCACGUAGGAAGAGGAAGAGUUAAGUCAAAAACAAGAGUUUAAAAUUAAAAAAAGGUUAAAAGGUUUAGAAAAAACGACACUCCUAACAACCGUGCACCACCAAAACUGUCACCAUCAGAUAAACUGUACUUAAAGCUGCCAUCGUUGAAAGUGAAGAUCAAGCUUUAGAUCUGAAAAAAAUCACAGAUGUUUCUGUCCAUCCGUCCACUGUGAGAAGACAACCCAGUGCUGUGGGUCAACGAUGUGUUGUUGUCAAGAAGCUACCCUUACUGAGAAAAGGAAACAUUUGCAAAUCAAACAAAGAAGCUGAUGGUAUUCUGGGAACAGUGGCCACCCUAGAUUCACUGUAUGUGUUUGGGAUUACUUGGACAGUGAGAAGAAGAAAAAUGCCUAAGACUGAACUUUGGAGGUAUACAAAAACAUCACACAGAAAAAUAACAUUUUCUUUGAUAAACUAAGCAAGUCUUCUAAAAACAAUAGCAUGUGUACUAAAGGAGAAUAGGGGACACCCUAGAUAUUGAAAUCUUGAUAUUUGGCUGUUAAGAUUUCUGCAUUUAUAUAAUGAUUUUUUUUCAAUACAGUGUUUUUUUGAUUCCUGUGAAAAAUGAAUAACUUGUAUUUGUUAGCCGUUUUGACUGGAAGUUAAAUAAAAAUGUGGAUGUUUGCACAGUACUGUAAAUUUGAACAUUAUUUUAUUUGAAAAUGUAUUAAUGAGUGCAUGCUUUACUGCAUAGAAUUGUAAAGUAUUAUGAUCUAUUAUAAACCUUCAAAAUGAGUUCAGUUGAAUUGCCACCUUCAGAUGCAUUUUUAUGCCUUUACCACCCUUACCACUACUAGAUGGUGUAUUUGCCUGGCUAACAUGUUUAGUGCUCUUUUGUCAUUAAUCUGGUUCAUGGCAGGCUAAGCCCAAUAACUGUAGCACGAAGGACACCAUGAGAGAAGCCAGAAAUACCGCUCCAUUUUGGGUGGCUGGACUGCAGCAGUUCUGCAGAGAUGGUGGUUUGGUGCUUUAUGUCUCUGCUGUGUCUCCUGAAGAAAGCCAGCCUCUACAUAAGGCCUAGGGCUGUCAAGAAGGCCUUUGGAGUGAGUCCUGGGUUCUAUUGGCAGACACUUGAGACCCGAGACCAAAAAUGCCAAAGGGCAGAGGCCGUGAUUUCUCAGCAGUCUCACACUGAGUCUCUUGGUAGUGAUCGCUUUAGGACGUGGACCACUAUUUCAUGACCCUUUAGCGACACAUCAUACCCUUCAGCUUCCACAGAGUUCAGGACUGGAUGUAUGCAGCCUUCAAUUCAUUUACUUUUCUGAAGAGCUCCUAGCAAAUACUGCAGGGCAUGUGACAGGUGGGCAUGGAUGGGAGUCAACCCAUCAGCCAAUGCUCACUCUGGCUAUCAGUGGAACAUACGCCAGCUCCAUUUGGCAGGAGACAACUGGGCCCUCAGACCCCUAGUUGGCCUGGAAAACUGACCCAGUAUCUGUCAGUGCCCUCUACUGCCAUGACCAAAAUCAGCCCCUGCUCCUUUAUCCAUGAAUGGCCAGCCGGGUGCACUUGGGUUUGUCUGUGUGGUUUGGUGGGAGGGUGCCAAAAACUGGCCUUAUGGUAACAGAACAGAAACAGAGCUGUAGUGACGACAAAGACAGAGCUUUUAACGCUGAAACCUCUUCUGCUGCAGCUCUCUGUGCCACAGUGAAAGGCGAUGUGUUCCUGCUUGUAUCUCCAGUGGUUCUGCUGUGCUGUUACAGCUGUAUGUGCAAAAAGAGGCUUCCACUUAGUGGGGCUACAGAGAGUACUGAUCUCCAGCAAGCGAGCCUCAUCUCUGGGCCUCGCCUCAGAGCAGGUAAUCAGAUAUCAGCGUUCUGUCACGCACCUAUGGUGUUUCUGGAUGGAGAGCUCCACUCUCACUGCCUGGUGCUGCUGCUGAAGAAAGAAAAUGCACUGCGCCACUGUGGAAGCCUGUCUACAGGUCUGACGAAUGAGAUUGCAGUAAAAGGCUUGGUUGGACUGCUCCAUGCCAGACUGGCAAGUGAUGUUCGACUAGCUCCAGAUCUCUGCUUCCAUGCUGUGCCUUACAAAGAGAACCUCCUCAAAUUCCUUUGUGGGCUUACAUGGACGUUGCCAGACUUCAGCCACGUGAUCCUGUCCAACCACAGUGAGACGGAGCAGAUCGUGAUUCUCACGCUGACCGGUCACGACAUUAUGGAGGAGGGCAUAAGUCUGCUUCACAAAGUCAUUAGAGGAGGUGUAGCAGGAGGAGCGAGGGAGGAGAGAUUUGAGCUGCUGGCACUGAAAUGGCUGCCCACGCCGUCCCUGAGGCAGGCUCAGGAGCUGAGCCCUUUCGAGGUCGGUGACCGUCUGUGGCAGAGCAGUGUGGCAAGCCUGGCGUCAUCCCCAGCCCUGGUCUGUGCCCUUAGGGGGCUGCAGGCAUUUGGCACUCUGCAGAGGCUUUUGUGACAAGACUACCCAGGGAACCUGAGUGCACUGAUGUCGCCUACCCAUGAAAUGGCCUACAGACAAGCCACCCUCUUCUUCACUGAGGCAGUGUUGAUCCCAGGCUCCAAAAGUCAGUCCUUCUUCAGCUGCAUGACAGAGGGUAAGUGAUGACUUAUUCAGACAAAGAGCAUAUUUCAUGGCUGUCUCUCCGACUCGCACUGCUACAUUCUGCAGGCCCACAGCCUCUUCUCACUCUGGCACUCUUCAAACCCGGCGUCUGGAGACACUGCUUGCACAAAAUCCUCAGCAAGAUCCAGCAGAACAGCUUCACUCUGGUGGGCUUGCGAGUGCUUGUGCUUGACUCAAAGAUGGCAGAUGUGCUGACCCAAGAGCACCAGGUACUAGGAGUCUGGCCCUGCGCUGGCUUUAUGCCUACAGAGAGUGAAUGCAGUUAAGAGGCUUUUGGAGCUGCUGGACCCUGAGGACCCUGCUGAAGCAUGUGCAGAAGACUUGUGGAGGGCCAGCUAUGGCACUGACACAGUGCACAACGGCAUCUAUGUGGGGUGUUCAGUCCGCAGUGCACUUUGCCAGACCACCUGCCUCCUCAUGCCCUCCGGUCUGCUCCAGCUGAGCAGACCGCCCCUUCACCUGGACCUCUUGGAGCAACUGCUGAGGACAGGCUGCCACCUGGUGGCCGGGAGGAUGUCUACGCUAGACAAGGCUCAAAGGAGACACCUAUCUGAAUUACUGAGGCCCCCUGCUGGUGGAGCAGUUAAUGAAACACUUCUGUCUGAGGGUCCGUGCUCUCGCUCUGCAAAUGGACAACGUUGUAACAUGCUUUGGCUUGAUUCUUGAAAGCAUUUGUAGAGCUGGACCAGACUUUGAGGAAGUGAGGAAAAGGCUUCUGCACCCCAGCUCAAAAAACGAGGCAAGGAACACAGUCAUCACCAUCAGACGCCUCACUCGGGAUUAUAUUUCCCACUGAAAGUGUAAUGUUUCUUUAUACUGCAGGCAGGGAAGUUACUGUGCUACCUGUUUGAUGCCUUCACUCCUGACAGCUGACACAUCGUAGUGCCACGAUAAUCUGGAUUCCUUCACUGCAGCGUCAGAACAUUCAGACACGUUUUUUAUAUUUAUGUAUCAAUACAUCAAUUUGAUAUUUAUCUUGCUGCAAAGAGUAAAUAUGCAUUCAGUUAGAGCCCACCCUUCAAAACAGACAUUAAUUACCCAUUUGCUUUGAUCAAUAAUGGCUUCUUGACAAAUACACCUCCUUUAAGACUCAUAGCAAUGAGUUGUCUUCUCACAGUGAAACAUCUCUAGAUUAUUUACAGAUCUGAGGCAAGAGUGGAGCUUGAUUUUCUCCUCUCUCUCAAAGAUGAAAGCUUUAAGCACCAACUCGUUUAUCUGAUGGUGAGAUUUGGUGGUCAACCAGGUCUCGCACAGUUGUUAUGAGUCGUAUUUUUUUCUGUAUCUUUUAAUUACUUGAGAUCUAGUUUGACUCCUUGUUUAUUCAAGUGAAUUAUCUUGUUAAUUAAUGCAAAAUGUAUAAAUGUGUGCAUAAUGGCAGUUUUGAAUGGAAAUUAAGGCCGGUUUCUGCCUUCUGUACAGUUCUGGAUACUUCAGGGUUUAUAUUAAAACAACUCUGCGUUUCCAAA
This is a messenger RNA of Pygocentrus nattereri (red-bellied piranha), 4800 nucleotides long. RefSeq lists its product as uncharacterized. Gene Ontology annotation, molecular function: dynein complex binding. Gene Ontology annotation, cellular component: dynein axonemal particle. The transcript is spliced from 15 exons. The coding region runs from base 2246 to 3166 and encodes 306 amino acids. Lineage: Eukaryota; Metazoa; Chordata; Actinopteri; Characiformes; Serrasalmidae. The record is from RefSeq and is a predicted model, not a curated record.